Messenger RNA from Octodon degus (degu), 1711 nucleotides. It is a transcript of the gene Carnmt1, whose product is annotated as carnosine N-methyltransferase 1. The record is from RefSeq and is a predicted model, not a curated record. Lineage: Eukaryota; Metazoa; Chordata; Mammalia; Rodentia; Octodontidae. The transcript has 8 exons. Gene Ontology annotation, molecular function: S-adenosylmethionine-dependent methyltransferase activity. The coding region runs from base 235 to 1449 and encodes 404 amino acids.
GGCGGCCGCGGUCCUCCGCCGCGCCCUCGCACGCACACGCGCGCACGUUCCAGGAGUCCUGGAGACCCGGCGGAGCCGGGCGCGGAGGGAGGCCUGACGGCGGCGGGGGCGGAGCGCGCCGCGGGUUGGGGGCAUGUCCGCGGCGGGCGCCGUCUAGAGGAUCGCAGAACAGCCGCCACCACGCUCUCAGUCCCGGCGAGACGCAAGCGAGCCAGGCCGCGGGCCGCGGCAGCAAUGCAGAGACGGCGGCGCCCUCCGCCGCCCGCCCCUCAGCGGCCCGAGGGCGGCGGGCGCGGCGGCGAGGCCGUGGAGGUGCAGUUUUGCGCCGGGCGCCUGGGUGCGGCCGCCGCGCUGUCGGCGGCGGAAGCGGCGCACAGCGCGGAGGAGGAGGAGGAGCGGCUGGAGCGAGAGCACUUCUGGAAGAUCAUCAAUGCUUUCCGCUACUACGGCACCAGUAUGCAUGAGCGAGUGAACCGAACAGAAAGACAGUUCCGAUCACUUCCAGAUAAUCAACAGAAACUGCUUCCUCAGUUCCUUCUUCACUUGGACAAGAUCCGGAAAUGCAUUGAUCAUAAUCAAGAAAUACUACUGACCAUUGUGAAUGAUUGCAUACAUAUGUUUGAAAAUAAAGAAUAUGGAGAAGAUGGUAAUGGAAAGAUUAUGCCAGCAUCUACAUUUGACAUGGAUAAGUUAAAAUCUACCCUGAAACAGUUUGUGAGAGACUGGAGUGAAACUGGGAAAGCAGAAAGGGAUGCCUGCUACCAGCCAAUCAUUGCAGAAAUUUUAAAAAAUUUUCCAAAAGAAAGAUGGGAUCCUUCUAAAGUAAAUAUUCUGGUACCUGGUGCUGGACUAGGAAGACUGGCCUGGGAAAUAGCUAUGCUAGGUUAUGCUUGUCAAGGAAAUGAAUGGAGUUUUUUUAUGCUCUUUUCUUCCAACUUUGUACUGAACAGAUGUUCUGAAAUUAAUAAAUACAAACUUUAUCCCUGGAUCCAUCAGUUUAGCAAUAACCGGAAGUCAGCUGAUCAGAUUCGACCUGUCUUUUUUCCUGAUGUUGACCCACAUAGUCUUCCUCCUGGCUCUAACUUUUCUAUGACAGCAGGAGAUUUUCAGGAGAUUUAUUCAGAAUGCAAUACCUGGGACUGUAUUGCCACCUGUUUCUUCAUAGACACAGCUCACAAUGUAAUUGAUUAUAUUGACACAAUAUGGAAAAUACUCAAGCCAGGUGGAAUUUGGAUAAAUCUUGGUCCUCUGCUGUACCACUUUGAAAAUUUGGCAAAUGAACUAUCCAUAGAAUUGAGCUAUGAGGAUAUAAAAAAUGUUGUUCUGCAGUAUGGAUUCCAGGUAGAGGUGGAAAAAGAAUCUGUAUUAUCAACCUAUACUGUGAAUGACCUCUCUAUGAUGAAAUACUACUAUGAAUGUGUCUUGUUUGUGGUCCGUAAGCCACAGUGAUUUUAAGUGAUAUCACCUGGAAAAAAAAGCUUAAUAAGAUGAAAUACUGAAAUAAACAACUCAGAAUCAACUCUCAGUGAUGACAGGACACAACCUCAAUUCAGUGGUGCCUUCUUAUUCCUAAACAAAGUUUAGAAAUAGUGUCUAUUUUCUUAGUAACUUCUAUUGCUUUUUUCAGAUAUAAUAUGCCAUGCAGAUUUGUAGAAGUAAAAAUGGAAAAAAUAUCUUCAAAUUCACUGAAGCCCAGAAUUACCUUUCAGUA